Tyto alba (common barn owl) is the source of this 443-nucleotide messenger RNA. It is a transcript of the gene SVBP, whose product is annotated as small vasohibin binding protein. Gene Ontology annotation, cellular component: apical part of cell. The record is from RefSeq and is a predicted model, not a curated record. Gene Ontology annotation, biological process: negative regulation of protein ubiquitination; protein secretion. The coding region runs from base 114 to 320 and encodes 68 amino acids. The transcript has 3 exons. Lineage: Eukaryota; Metazoa; Chordata; Aves; Strigiformes; Tytonidae.
CCCCCCUCCACCUCGCUGGCGUCACGUCCGCGCGUGCGCCGCAGGGCCCGGCAGCUGCGCGCCGAGUGGGCGGGGCCUCGCCGCCAUCUUGCCCCGCGCACGGCCCCGCCGCCAUGGAGUCGAGCGGGGCCGGGCGGAAGGAGCGGCCGAAGCCCCGGGAGCCGGCGGCUCGCCUGGAGAAAGCCAAGCAGAAAUCGGCGCAGCAGGAGCUGAAGCAGAGGCAGAGGGCGGAGAUCUACGCCCUCAACCGAGUGAUGACGGAGCUGGAGCAGCAGCAGUUCGACUCCUUCUGCAAGCAGAUGCAGGCGUCGGGCGAGUGAGGCGGCCCCCCCCCAUCCGCCGCCCACCCCCUUUUCCUAACCCUUUUGUUAUUUAUUAUCGAAUAAACACCCCCCCCCCCUUUUGGUUUUUUUUUUCUCAAUAAAAUCUGUGGUGGUUCCACA